AUGAGUAAUGGAUCUGUGAAAGACAUAUUGAAGGAUAAAAAGAAGGUUAGAUUUGUUGCUGAGAGUGCUUUUAAGCAAGUUGAUAAGGAUGGUAGUGGUUAUCUUGAAAGACCAGAACUCGAAGAGGUGAUGAAUAAUGUGGCAGCAGAUUUAGGAGUCGAAGUAAGUAUCACGAGUAUUACAUUGUAGCCACCUACAAGCGAGGAAAUAGAUGAAGUAUUAAAAGAAUUAGAUGAAAAUGGAGAUGGAAAAUUGUCUAUUGAUGAAUUUUAAGUUUUAAUCGAAUAGGUUCUAGAGAUGAUGGCAAAGGUCGAAGGUUGA
This is a messenger RNA of Paramecium tetraurelia, 321 nucleotides long. RefSeq lists its product as uncharacterized. NCBI's taxonomy places the organism in Eukaryota, Ciliophora, Oligohymenophorea, Peniculida, Parameciidae. The transcript is spliced from 2 exons. Gene Ontology annotation, molecular function: calcium ion binding. The record is from RefSeq and is a predicted model, not a curated record.